AGAUGCGAUAGAGCAUACUUUGGUAAAAUAGGCCGUGGUUUCAGCACCAAGAUAAGCGAACAUCGAGAGGACAUCCGUCACCACAGGAAUUCCAACGCCAUGGUAGUACAUGUAGAUGAAGUUGAACAUCUACCGAACUGGAAGGAAGCAGAAAUAGUUUAUGGAGGAUUGAACAAACAAAAAAGAAAAAUAAUGGAGGCAUCAUACAUCACGACGGAGAAUAAUGCCAACACACCAUCGGGCAGAUUAAAACUAUCCAAGGUCACGACGAAGAAUAAUGUCAACACAGCAUCGGGCAGAUUAAAACUAUCCAAGGUCACGACAACAAUUAUACGACAACGAGAGUCACGUAGUACUAUGGACUUCCCUGCCUGCCUGCGGGAUAGAGCUAGCGUUCCCCGUGGAAUAUAUGUGUCUAUCAGUCGUGUCUUCGAUAAUGUAGAUUGCCAUGGCAUCAAUAUUAUAAGAUUUUUGUUACAAAGACAGUUCGAUAUAGUGCAAAGGGAAAAUAAACGUGUUCAAGGGAAGAGAAAAAUAAUUCAAACUCAUAGUACGUCAGAUCGGGUGUAA
Molecule: messenger RNA, 570 nt
Organism: Penaeus monodon (black tiger shrimp)
Lineage: Eukaryota; Metazoa; Arthropoda; Malacostraca; Decapoda; Penaeidae
Exons: 3
Coding region: 100-570 (156 amino acids)
Source: RefSeq, a predicted model, not a curated record